AAAGUCGAGUAGGCUGUCUUCUAUAGCACGUUAGGUGUAGGAGCUUACCCUAAUGCUGCAAGGUAAGCACUUGAUGCACGCCGCAGGGUAAGCAAUCUCCUGCAAGACGCUUAAUCAUAGGUGCAUUAUAGGCGCGUUAUAGGUGUGGUAGACCAAGUUAUUUAGGUAGUCCUAUUCUGUCAGCCUUGUCAGGCCUUGACUAUUUCAAAACGAGAUGUUCAUUCGGUGCCCAAGAGCCAGAGUAAGUCUAUCAUAUACCUAAAGUCGUAUAUUCAGGCAGACGAAGUGACUCAGAGACGAUAGCUGUUCAAGAUUGCAACAACUUCAUCGACUAUCCAACGCUACUUCACGAUAUCAACCCUACCUAUAAUCAUGAAUCCAGACGUUAAGCGCAUUAUGACCUUCUGGUUCGACCGCAACCCAAUAGAAUGGAUAAUCGCACCCGAAGGACUCGACACGCAGUUAAAAUUUGAGUUUAGUCAUCUCGUCGUGAAAGCGCGCCAAAACGAAUUAGACGAUUGGGCUUCCGAGCCUGAAGGCAGUCUCGCUCUUGUCGUCCUACUAGAUCAAUUCUCACGCAACAUCUACCGUGGCACUACCGAGGCUUUCAGCGGUGAUGCGAAAGCAUGGGAAAUCGCUACAAAAGCAGUCACCCGGGAUUUCGACAAGCAGGUUACCGUCAUUCAGGCAUCGGCGUUCUACAUGUCGCUGAUGCAACAGGAAAGCCUGAUCUCCGUUGUAGCGGCACGCUGCUUGUUUGAGGCGCUAAAAUCGAGGUGCGCAAGCGCUGAAGAACAUAAGUGGGUUGAUAUGGGAAUCGCGGCAUCGAAGAGACAUGCAAAACAGUUGGACCAGUUUGGGCGAUACCCCACUAGAAACGCACUCUUGGGGCGAAAUAAUACUGAGGAGGAGGAUGCGUAUCUGAAGGAUCACAAGCCUAGCCUUGAAUGAACUAGGCGAGUGAAACUAUCGUAUAGGUUGCAGCUUGGACUUGGCGACUUUUUGGAAGAUGUUUAGUUAGAAAGGAUGAUACGCAGUGGACCUCGGGAGAUUUAGUGAAAGUCGCUAUAUGAGUUAAACGGUAUAAAAUCCUAGAUAUAUGCGUAUCAUCUUUAUUACGAUUCACAUCUCAAUAAUGCACUUAACAAAACGAUCUACUCGAUAACAAAAUAAUCGACUUCCCAACUAAAAGAGACCCGGUUCAUCUUCCUAUCAUACAUAAAUACCACCAUCAUCUUAAUUU
Hypoxylon trugodes is the source of this 1243-nucleotide messenger RNA. RefSeq lists its product as uncharacterized. Gene Ontology annotation, molecular function: protein binding. The transcript has a single exon. Lineage: Eukaryota; Fungi; Ascomycota; Sordariomycetes; Xylariales; Hypoxylaceae. The coding region runs from base 373 to 951 and encodes 192 amino acids. The record is from RefSeq and is a predicted model, not a curated record.